UCUCUCCUUGUGUGUGUGUGUGUGUGCUAUUACCUGUGUACACCUGUUUUUGUGGAUAAGUGAACCUUCACCUGGAUCUUUGGUCAUUUUGUGGUUUUUAAAUGGUGUGUGUGCGUGUGUGUGUGUGUGUGUGUGUGUGUGUGUGUGUGUUUGUGUGUGUGUGUUUACAUGCUGCACGCUCUGGUUUCACACUCAUCUGAUGAACGUCUGCGUUGGAUGUUUAUGGGAUCAUUGUAUUUUUGUGUGUGUGUGUUUCGGUGUGGUGUGUUUGCGUGUGUGUGAAUGCACGUUUGCACGUACAUUUGUGCAUUCCCUUGUGUGUGUGUGUGUGUGUGUGUGUGUUUAUAAAGGACAGGUCUGAGGCUGAAGGGGGGAUGACAUGCAUGUGUCCGGCCUGCUAACAUCGCUGACAGCUCGCACACUAACCGACUGCCCGUCCUCACGACAUGACGGACGUCCUGUACACAGGUCCGAUCCCGGCCGAGCGAGGGGGCGAUCCUGCCAUGGGGGGGGGUCGCAGCGAGACCUCGGCACUGAGUGGGACGGGAGGGGGGCGGGGCACGACCACUACCCACAAUUCCCAGCGACCCAACGCCUGCUGCUUCUGCUGGUGCUGCUGUUGCAGCUGCUCAUGGAAUGAAGAGGAGAGACGGAGGCGGAGGAGGAGGAAGAGAAUAUCCCAGGACACCAAGAUGGAAACCAUCCCAAACUGUGAAGCUUGCACCAAACCCUCGGCGGAGGAGAUCAGUCUGUGGUCUCAGUCCUUCGACAAGCUGAUGAGGAACCCGGCGGGUCGGAAUGUGUUCCGUGAGUUCCUGCGGACGGAGUACAGCGAGGAGAACAUGCUGUUCUGGCUCGCCUGCGAAGACCUCAAACAGGAAAUCAACAAGGGUGCCGUCGAGGAGAAAGCACGCUCCAUCUACGAGGACUACAUUUCCAUAUUGUCGCCAAAAGAGGUGAGUCUGGACGCCCGGGUCCGAGAGGUGAUCAACAGGAAGAUGCAGGACCCGACGCCUCAAGCCUUCGAAGACGCCCAGCUCCAGAUCUACACGCUGAUGCACAGGGACUCCUACCCACGAUUCCUCUCCUCCAGCAUCUACAAGACACUGGUCCACGGCGGCUCGCGGACCUCCUCUGAAUCCUAGUCCCACACCUCCUCCUCCUCCUCCUCUCCUCCUCCUCCUCCUCCUCUCAUCCUCUCAUCCUGAUGCCAGACCAUUUCAUCCGUUCUCCAGCUCCGUCUCCUCUCAGUACUAAACUUUCCAAGAAUGAUCAGACGGCUCCUCAGUUCACUUCUCUGAAUCCCAAAUAUCUCUAAUUACUGCCAAGACUUCUUCUCCAUCUCCUCAACCUUCACCUCCUCUCAUCUCUCCUCUCCAGUUUACUCCUCUCCUCUUUAUUCCUUCCAUCAUCUACUCUUCAUCAUCAUAGUAUACAAAAACAGGUUAAAUUCAAUCAGACAACAAAGAUCAGUUGAACAAUAUCUUAUAAAUAUGUAAAAUCACCAUCCGAGGACGUGAAAUUAAUUAAUUACAUUUUAAUCAACUAUUUCUAAUUAUUUAUUUAUUUUAGUUAAUUCAACUGAUAUUUGACUCAAAUUGUAUUUAUAUUGUUUUUUAAUAUAGACUGCUAACAAAAUAAACUUUUUUGAUCAGUGGAGGAAGGAGGUUGCACGCGCUGUUUCCAAAGAAUAGUAGUCCGGUCCGGUCCGGUCUGGUCCGGUGCUCACAGAACAGGAGAGACUUCAGUUCUAAACCCACUGCAGCAUUCAGAUCAGGAGUCUCUGGGAGUCCCCAGCCUGCUCUGAAUGAGCUCCUGAUUAGAGGAGGAGGUUAUUUAAGAGGACGGGAGUCUCAGAUCUGUUUGACUCUGAUGAACGACGAGCACAUGGCGUCAAAAUGUUCCUGAUCAGUUUGACAAGAAAAAGAAAUCUUAACCUCAAAGGUCCACUUACCGUCUUUUUAUCUGGAGAUUUCAUCCACAUCUCACAGUCUUCCUCAGUGGACGGACAGUUUGAACAGCUUGAAUGUUCUGAGCUAAACGUCCACCUGCUGAGGAAGACUGUUCACAAACAGCUAAGAUACUGACAGGUACUGGUUCUGAUUAGGAGAUUUAACACUUAAGGGACUUAAGGGUAUUUAAGGGAAGCACAUUCCAGAUUUCAAAAUCAAGGAGGACCAAAUCCUUGUCAACAUGUCCCUUGUUUAAGCGGCCCAGAGGGAGACGUGUUGGAUAGAAACACCC
Molecule: messenger RNA, 2244 nt
Organism: Sebastes umbrosus (honeycomb rockfish)
Lineage: Eukaryota; Metazoa; Chordata; Actinopteri; Perciformes; Sebastidae
Gene: rgs19
Product: regulator of G protein signaling 19
Exons: 5
Coding region: 447-1145 (232 amino acids)
Source: RefSeq, a predicted model, not a curated record